Molecule: messenger RNA, 1728 nt
Organism: Sugiyamaella lignohabitans
Lineage: Eukaryota; Fungi; Ascomycota; Dipodascomycetes; Dipodascales; Trichomonascaceae
Exons: 1
Coding region: 1-1728 (575 amino acids)
Molecular function (GO): protein binding
Source: RefSeq, a predicted model, not a curated record
AUGACGGUGACGAUACUUGACAUUCCUCCAGAGGUACUGGUAAAUAUUUUAUUCAUGUUGGACAUCAAGUCAUAUCAUGCGGUGAGACAAACCAAUGGUGCACUUAGACGACUGGCUACCCAGAGAAAAGUUGAAGUGGUCAUGCUGAAUAGGUUUGUUCAAGAACAGAUAGUACACUUGGAUAGAGGAGAGGCAGAUUACCAUGGAUACACAGAUCCUACCACGUUAGCUGAUAUUAGAAGUAAAGAAUGGAAAACUGGGGAACACCCAAUUGAUGACACUCUGAUUAGUGGUACUACUGAUAACCAGGCUCUUGACAAAAGUUAUCUAGCCCUGAGUAGAGAGCUCUUUAUUGGAUUGGACGUUUAUCCCAAACAUAAGAUAUUUACGCCUAAAAUCGACCUGAGAAGUCGAGAUCAAAAAGAUCAAGGAACAUAUGAUCAAAAUGUGGGCAACAGCCAGCUAUCUCCCAGUAAAGAGUUUUAUUCUUUGGAUGGCACAAAGCUUGUUCUCGUUACUUUAGUCUAUCCAAUCAAUGCCGUCCGUCAUUAUCAGAUUGCAAUUUACGAUUUGAGUAAAGGUGCCCCGCGUUUGGAAACACUCUGCCCUAUUCCGCAUGAUAAUAUUCCGUCGUGUCUGUCCGUAAGUGCAGAAGGUCGUUAUAUUGCACUUCAAGUAGAUAGUGGCUCUGUUAACGUUUACGACAGAUAUGAUUCAAAAACAAAAGGCUUUUUAGUGGAUUCAUUGGGAAAAUCUAUUUUCACCCAGAUCUAUCCUUCCAUUAUCAAGGAUCUUCACAUAUCGGCAGGAGGAGAGAUUUUAUUUUUACGAUUUUCACGAUUAGGAGGCUUGAUAUUAGUUAAUUUAGAUACUAAUGAGGAGAUGGAUAUUGGACAUUAUCGAUUGGAUCUUGAUCUGGGUCUGCAUCAUACUGACCGUGUGCUAACAGUUUCAUCUCGAAUUGGCGAAACAGUAGUGUUUGGAAGGGCUACAGAUUUUAAUAAGGAAAGACCAAGGAAUCUAUGGGAAUAUUAUAAAGUUCUGUUGAGUCAGGAAGUGUCAACAUGUAUUCCACUAACUCACGCAAUUCCUUUGAAUGCGGAGAAUACUUUUAUUGGAGUACCAAAUCAUAAAGUGGGUUUGUGCAUUGGGUAUGAUCCAGAUUACUCGUCGUAUGUCACAUCAUUCGAAUCAUUCUCAACGGAUAAUGAGCGGCGCUCAAUUAAGCCAGAUGGUGGACCAACGCAUUCUGUGGCUGGUGAAGGACCCGAUAAUAAAGAUAAUUCGGAAUCUGAAAGUGAAUCUGAGUCAGAUGAUGAAUCUGAGGUAGGUUCACAGAGAGACGAUGCAGGAACAGCUCGACUUUGCAAAAUACCUAUGACUGAUGAGGGUCCUAAAAUUUGGGCUUUAUCUCCCGACACCAGUAGAGUAGCGUUUGUUCGAAACCCAGCAAUCCCAGUGAGUUCCAUCGUUCUUGUAAGCUUAAAUGCCCAUCUCCUUAAAAAGUUCAGUUUCAACCCGGAUGAGCCUGAGAUCUACAAAGAGGUGCAAUGGCGCACCAUAAUCAAUGUAGAACAAAAGCCAAUUUUUGACCUUCGAUUUGUGGAUCGCGAUCAUUUUCUUGUUCGACACGAGGACAUGAUUGUUAUAUACGAAAUCUCUACGACCACCGAAGCCACAAGUUAUUCUAAAAUAGAACCCACUGGUAAGGUGACGUAUAUCGCCUAG